Molecule: messenger RNA, 1683 nt
Organism: Colletotrichum scovillei
Lineage: Eukaryota; Fungi; Ascomycota; Sordariomycetes; Glomerellales; Glomerellaceae
Product: OPT oligopeptide transporter
Exons: 10
Coding region: 1-1683 (560 amino acids)
Biological process (GO): transmembrane transport
Molecular function (GO): oligopeptide transmembrane transporter activity
Source: RefSeq, a predicted model, not a curated record
AUGGUUCGGAAGAUUCUGAUUGAUGAUCCCGAGUUCAUCUUCCCUUUGUCUCUUCAACAGGUCACAUUGUAUAGGAGCAUGCAAGGGAAGUCUGAGUUACACAAAAGUGUUUCCCAGAAACAGAUGAGGGUGUUCUGGUGGAUUCUGUUGGGCACAUUUCUCUGGCAAUUUCUUCCCGAGUAUCUUUUUCCCUUCGUCGCUGCUCUUGCUCCACUAUGCUGGUUUGCGAGUCGAAAUCACACUGUCAACUUCCUUGGUGCCGGCCGUGGAGGAAUUGGGCUCCUCAAUAUCACACUCAACUGGUCUAACAUCACGUCCACCGUCAUUACUUAUCCUUACAGUGUUCAAGUGACUAUCUUCGUUGGCUUUGUUAUCACAACAUGGAUUUUGAUUCCCGUUGCUUACUUUGGCAACUUAUGGGGAUCCCCUACGUACGACAUUAUGUCGAAUGGUGUGUUCCAAAAGAACGGCUCCUCUUAUCCAUUUGAAUCUUUGAUCUACACGGACUCGAGCGGUGUUCAGCAUGUCAAUGAAACAGCUUACCACGAGGUUGGUCUGGCGUACUCUGGGGCUCAGUACACAUGGGAAAUCUUCAUGUGGUACGCAUCGUACAUUUCCUCCUUUGUUUGGUGUGGCCUAUUCCUGGGCCCCAAAGUAGUCAAGAUCUGGAAAGCAAGAAAAGCAGAGGGAGAGUAUCACCAAGAUAGGUUGAGUCGUAUUAUCCAACAGUAUCCGAGCCUCACUCUUUGGGAAUGGGUUUUGUUGACCAUUAUUCCCAUUGGCAUUUUGCUCGUUAUUGUCGCCACAAAGUCUGUCUGGAUGCCGACUUGGACCUACUUCGUCGCUCUGGGUUUUGGCGGCGCUGCUAUGCUGCCUAUGAGUCUGGUUUAUGCGAUGUCUGGUUAUUCGAUCAAGGUUGGGUUCUUCAACGAACUUAUUUACGGCUACAUGAUCGACGCGAAGGGAUCGUCGCGCCAUCCCCUUGGCCAGCUAGCCUAUCGGAUUAUUUCUGGCAACGUCUGGUACGACGCUCGUAUUGUUCUGGAAGACCAAAAGAUUGGGCACUACCUUCAUCUUCCCCCUCGAGACGUGAUUGGGGUCCAGAUCAUCGCAAAUAUGAUAGCUCUCCCUAUCAACUACGGCGUUAUGCGUUGGGUCAUUGCAUCUAAAUUUGACUACGUGAGUGGUCGAGUCGCGGAUCCUCAAGGACAAUGGACUGGCCAAGAGUUCAAGAGCUACAAUACCGCCGGUAUCCAGUACGCACUUGUGGGGCCAAAGAAGCUCUUCGCAUCCUCCUUUUUCAAGCCUGUGCUCUACGGCUUCCCUGCUGGCGCAAUAGCACCGAUCAUUAUCUGGCUUCUUCACAAGAAGUUUCCAAGAGCCCGUUUCGAUCUUUGGAACUCAACAAUCUUCUUUGCUAGCGCGGCAACAUUCCACGGAAAUCUCAGUACUGGGCCCUUUACAACUUUCCUGGUCGGAACCUUCUUCAACUUCUACCUCUACCGUUAUCGUCGCGCUUUCUGGAACAAAUGGGCAUACAUCAGUGGUGCAGCUUUGGACACCGGCUUUAACGCCAAUCUCCUGUUCAUCUUUAUUUUUCUUGGUACAACCGGAGCAGUAAUGGCGCACUGGUGGGGAAAUAAUGCGGAAAACAUUGAGAGAUGCUUUGCAUUGAAGGGAUAG